AUGGAUCAAAAAACAAUGCUGGAGAAGAUCGCUUUCGAUAUGAGUGCCACAUGGUGGCAAAUUCUCGCAUUUUUCGUCAUCACCGCUUUAGUGGCACUCGUUUGGGUGAUUGGAAUGCGACUUUUGGGCAGAUACGUAGUUUGGGUAUCCAUUCUUCUGAUCGUUGCGAUCCUCGGUGCCGGUUCUGGAUACUGUUGGUAUCGUUACAAGAUAUUGUUUGAUGCUGGCGCGAUAACAGACUAUUCAUUUCAGCCUGACAUUGGAGCAUAUUUUGAAAUGCCCACUACAUGGAUGAUUAUUGCUAUUAUCCUUAGUGUGCUUUUUCUCAUUGUGCUUAUCAUAUUGGUGGUUGUACGUGCACGAAUACGACUUGCGGUUGCCCUAAUUGAAGAGUCAUCGAAAGCAAUAGGCUCGAUGAUGUCCGCACUGUUCUUUCCAAUAUUACCGUUUGCUCUUCAUUUGUUGGUAUUUGUCCUGUGGGCGACUGUUACCAUUUGGUUGUCGUCGUCUGGCACAGAGAAUUGCCUGAAGCCACGCCGAGAAGGUGGUAACCUCAGCGAUGGAGUCCCUUGUGACUGUACAAAACUUGGCACUGGAUUGAAUGUUAUUUCCGAUUGCGAAUUUGUGAAUAUGACACGAAAUGAUCAACUCUUAUUUGGGAUGCAAGCGUUCAAUUUGUUCGGCUUCUUUUGGAUAAGCUGUUUCGUAUCUGCGUUAGCCAAUAUGACACUUGCGGGCGCAUUUGCCAGUUACUAUUGGGCUUUCAAUAAACCCAAAGAUGUUCCGGCAUUCCCAAUAACACGCUCGUUAGGAAGAGCAGUCAGAUAUCAUCUUGGAACGAUUGCAUUCGGAUCGUUGAUUCUGGCCAUAGUUAAAUUCUUCCGUGCUAUACUGGAUUAUCUUGACCGGAAACUGAGCAAUGCACAGAAUGCACUAGCAAGGGUGAUUCUAUUAUGCAUGAAGUGCUUCUUUUGGUGUUUGGAGGCAUUCUUGAGGUUUUUAACUCGGAACGCUUAUAUAAUGACUGCUAUAUACGGUAAGAAUUUCUGCACGGCUGCACGUGAUUCCUUCAUGCUGAUCACACAAAAUAUCGUGCGUUACGCAGUGCUGGACAAGGUCACCGAUUUUUUGCUGUUCCUCGGCAAAAUAACCAUAUCGCUAGGAAUGGGUGUUGUGGCGUUUUAUUGGUUCAGUGGACGAUGGGUAAUCGAUGGACUACCGCAUAUAGAUUUGUACUAUUUCUUUGUGCCAAUAAUAAUCGUUGUUAUUGGUGGUUAUUUUAUUGCCGAUUCGUUCUUUGACGUCUACGAAAUGGCUGUCCACACGACAUUUCUUUGCUUUCUUGAUAAUUUCACAUUAUCAAGUGUUCUUUUGACAAAGGUGUUGUUUGGAAUACAACGACUAUCUGUGGAGAGUGAGUCAGUUGAGGAUGCCGAACAAAACAACGGUACUCCGGAUAAGCCCUACUAUAUGUCAAAGGAAUUGCAACGAAUAUUAGGCAAACAAAAUCAGUUCAACGCACAAACGAAGUGA
Molecule: messenger RNA, 1533 nt
Organism: Anisakis simplex (herring worm)
Lineage: Eukaryota; Metazoa; Nematoda; Chromadorea; Rhabditida; Anisakidae
Source: the annotation of a GenBank genome assembly